Seminavis robusta is the source of this 648-nucleotide messenger RNA. The record is from the annotation of a GenBank genome assembly. NCBI's taxonomy places the organism in Eukaryota, Bacillariophyta, Bacillariophyceae, Naviculales, Naviculaceae.
AUGAAAUUCGCAGUUCUUGCCUCUCUUCUUGCUUCGGCUGCUGCCUUUGCCCCUGCCCAACAAGGCACUUCCUCAACGGCCCUCAAGGCCUCCCCUUGGGACUCGAAGCUUGGUGUCCAGGCUCCUCUCGGAUUUUUUGACCCCCUAGGAAUGCUCAAGGAUGCCCCCGAAGAAUAUUUCGAGGAAUUGCGUGCCAAGGAGCUCAAACACGGCCGUAUUGCUCAGUUAGCUUUCUUGGGUAACAUUGUUGUUCUCAGUGGAGCCCGAUUCCCCGGCUCAUUGUCGUAUGAUGGAACUAAAUUUGCCGACUUGCCAAGCCACGGUAUUGAGGCCAUUCAAGCGGUCCCCCAUGCCGGUUUGGUUCAAAUUUUCAUGUUUAUCGCGGCUGUGGAGAUUGGAAGUUCUACGUUGAAAGGAGACUUCAAGGGCGACUUUACUGCUGUCAAUUCCGAUUGGUCGGACAGGUGGGCCAAACUCUCUCCGGACACCAAGCAGAAGAAGAUGCAGAUUGAGCUCAACAACGGUCGGGCAGCCAUGAUGGGAAUCUGGGGACUUGUUACCCACGAACUGAUUGGAAACCUUGACUCUAUGCCUAUCAUCUCGGGUGGCGGCGCCCCAUCCUUGCCAUCCGUAUCCUUGCCAUUUUAA